AUGCUAGGAGCCACAAUCAACUACCACCUUGAUCAGCAACCUCAUGCCGUAAGAAACACCGUUCAAGCUCUGCGAGAGAACACCUACGUUGAUAAUCUCAUGCAAACCGCUAACGACGUUGACGAGUUGAACGUAUUCAAGGAAAAGGCGACACACAUUUUUGAAUCUGCAAAAUUUCCCGUCCACAAAUGGGAAACGGAUGUGUCAGAUUUAGACGAAGAGUCUAACCCGAGCAAGUUACUUGGACACAUUUGGGAGAAGAGCGAGGACACACUGGAAAUUAAGGCUGAUAUGAAGCUGCCAGAGGACGGUCCUGUAACGAAACGUACUAUUUUAAGCAAACUUAGUGGGAUAUAUGAUCCACUAGGAAUAAUGUCGCAAACAAUGGUAGAGGGCAAACGUAUUUAUCGCGAAGUCUGUGAUGAGAGAGCCAGCUGGAAUGCGGAAGUAGGUGACAACGUGAAACGAGAUUUCUUGCGUUGGACUGGUCAAUUGAGAAAUGUGAGAGUGCCGAGAAGCAUUGCCAAGGACAUACGUAAGUUGAAGAAGGUCCAUUUGCACGUGUUCGCCGAUGCUAGUAACGUCGUGUGUUCCACGGUGACAAUAGCAGUGAUUGAACAUUCGACCGGGGUGGUUAAAAGACUGCUGACAUCAAAGAGUAGGAUCUCGAAGCGUAACACCACAAUAGCGAGGCUAGAGUUGAUUAGUGGACAUAUGGCGGCAAAUAUGGUCAAGAAUCUCUUAUCUGCCUUAAAGCACUGGCCUAUUGCAUCUGUCACUAUCUGGAUGGACAGCAUGGUGGCACUGUAUUGGAUUUGCAAUCCGGGAAAAGCUUGGAAAGUCUUCGUGAGCAACAGGGUGAGAAAGAUUGCGGAGAUCACUCAUGACACUGGCAUAAAGUGGAAACAUUGUCCCACAGAGAAGAAUUUAGCAGAUCUCGGCAGUCGAGGAGCAAGUUUAAACAAAAUGGAAAAGGGGGAUUGGUUCACGGGACCAGACUGGUUGGUCGACGAAACAGAGUGGCCAGAACAGCCGAAGCUUGAGUCAACUAAGAGAGUAUAUGAAGAGCACAAACCUACCGUGGAGGGAGCAUUGUUUACGUUAAAGCGAGAUCCAGUUGAGUGGGACUCAUUACUUGAGAAACGUUCUUAUUGGAGAACUUUAAGAGUGACAGCGUGGGCCCUAAGAUUCAAGCAGAACGCCCUCGCUAAGAAAAGAAUGACGAAGAAAACUAGUGGACCACUAACAAUUGAAGAGAUAUCGAGCGCACGGAAUUUGUGUGUCCGACGAGCACAAACGGACGUUCAACCAGACUUAGAGACCCCGGGGUGGAAGCUGGAAAAAGAAGAGACUACAGGCAUCUUCAAAUGCAAGGGGAGAAUCCAGGGAUGGAGAAUGAUUCUUUUUGUCAGCAAGCUUCGCACCCAGGAAGGAAAGAAAAUGAUGGGUCCGCAUCCGCCAAAGGCGCUGAAGACGAGCGGUGUGAAGGAACCAUGCUCGACUUCAACAAUCCGUUGGUUGUAA
Messenger RNA from Dendronephthya gigantea, 1524 nucleotides. RefSeq lists its product as uncharacterized. The transcript has 2 exons. NCBI's taxonomy places the organism in Eukaryota, Metazoa, Cnidaria, Anthozoa, Malacalcyonacea, Nephtheidae. The record is from RefSeq and is a predicted model, not a curated record. Bases 1 to 1524 code for a protein of 507 amino acids.